AAUUAUCAUUUCUACCAGUUCAGCUUUAAUUACUCACGAUGGCAGAACUAACUACUGGCAUCACAACCGGCCCCCAAACUCAGAUAGAAGGUGAAGAAAUAGAUGUUCACGCCGCUAAGACAGAUUUGGUAAUGUCCGUGGUGACCGGGCCUCAGCAUACUGAAGUUGGAAAACCUUCUCGAAGCGGAACCUGCAGGACUGUUCAUCAAGAGGUGGUUGAAGAUCCAGAAAGUCCAGGAACCAGGCAGAUAUCUAACAUCUGUCUGCAGUCUGAGCUGGAUCGUAAAUCUUGUGUUUAUGCUCAGUUUCCCGAAAGUGCUGAUGUAGAACAGAUUAAAAAAUCUUUCUGCUCCACAGGAGCUGCUUGGGAAGAUGAAUCCUUCCCUGCAUCGACAUCAUCCAUCUACUCUGACGAUGUUAGGCCGGAAUACAUACCGGAGGAUAUCACGUGGCUCAGACCAAGGGAGAUUAACCCGGAUGCCAAGCUGAUUACUGAUGGUACGACUAGGUUUGAUAUUAACCAGGGCAGGAUUGGAAACUGCUGGUUUAUCUCAGCUGUUGCAGGAUUAACUUCCAACCAGGAACUGUUUGAUCAGGUUUUUAAUCCUGGGCAGGACCUUAACGACAACGGAUCAAUUUCAUUCAGGUUCUACAUCGGAGGUGAGUGGAAAGAUCUGGUAAUUGAUGAUAGGCUUCCAACUUGGAAAGGAAAACUUCUAUUUCUCCGGAGCAACGAUCCCCAGGAGUUCUGGCCAUCACUUAUAGAGAAAGCAUUUGCAAAGAUUUGCGGUUGUUACAACGAUUUGACUGGCGGAACCUUUGGAGAGGCGUCGUCUUACUUCGGAGGUUUGACUGAGAACUUCAAUAUCAGGGGGCCAUACCUAGAUGGGUUAGAUCCUGUAUAUGUCAAGGAAAGGUUACUUGAAGCUGCAUCAUUGGGAUCUUUAUGUGGAGCAGCAGUUUAUGAUCUUGGCAGUGCAAACAGCAAUAGUUACUCCAAGUGGGGUCUACCCUCUGGACAUGAAUAUACAUUGACAGGGUUUACUGAUACCCAGAUAAGAGUGAGAAACCCUUGGGGUGGAGAUAUUGAAUGGGCUGGACAGAAGAGUGAUGCUGAUGGAGAGUUUUGGAUGGAUUGGUUGGAUUUUAUGACACAUUUUCAUCAGGUUCAGGUGGCUCAUUAUGAUCUUAACGCUGCUUCAGGGUUUGAUGAGAAGAAUAAGAAAAGCUGGAAAGGGCAAAAGGCUCAAGGAGAGUGGACCGUAAAGACUGCAGGAGGUUGUCCAAACUUUCCUAGCUUCCGAUACAAUAAGCAGUAUCAGCUAACAGUUGGAUCUGAAACCAGUAGCAACGUUCACGUGUUGAUAGCGUUGGAUCAGAUAUCAGCGAAGAGGAAACAAAACGGUAUGGAGAAGCAUCCUGUAGGAUUCAUCGUCUACAAGAGUACACCAAAACAGAAACUAAGCAAGGAAACUCUGAAAUCUAGGGCAUGGGUAGCGGACAGCGGUCUAUUCCGGUAUGAGAAACAGAUAGUUGGUCGUUAUACUCUACCACCUGGUACCUAUACCAUAAUUCCAUGCACAUUCUUCCCUGGACUCAAAGCAAAGUUUCUUCUCAGGGUUUUUCAUUCACAGCAAGACACAAACCUAGUAUCCUUGAAUCCAGUUCUAGAUAGCCAAGAUCAAGAUUCAGCUGAAGAGGAUUCAAGCCUGGUUUCAAACUAAAACUUUUGUUCCAUAAACUCAAAAAAUUCGGAUAUAUUAAGCAUUAAAAAUAGCAGUGAUUUUAUCCACCUAAACAGUCCCAGUUUAAAAUACAUAUUAAUAAAGUUUUAAAAUUA
This is a messenger RNA of Eurytemora carolleeae, 1840 nucleotides long. RefSeq names its product calpain-9. Bases 39 to 1724 code for a protein of 561 amino acids. Gene Ontology annotation, biological process: proteolysis. The transcript has 2 exons. The record is from RefSeq and is a predicted model, not a curated record. Lineage: Eukaryota; Metazoa; Arthropoda; Copepoda; Calanoida; Temoridae. Gene Ontology annotation, molecular function: calcium-dependent cysteine-type endopeptidase activity. Gene Ontology annotation, cellular component: cytoplasm.